GGCAUUUCUAGAAAAUUCGUUAAGUGAACUUUCUAGAAAUUCACGUGUGUAUAUUAGGGGCGAAUUACUCCAUUUUUGUUUUUGACAUCAAGUGAAUUGACCGGCUCGGUUAAUUUUAGGUGUGUUACUCAUUAUACAUAUUAUCUUUGUUUCAUAAAAUUUUUAAGACAAAGACGUUCAUUUCAGGCAAGUGUUGAAUUACUGAAAUUAGCAAAAUGUCUGUGGUUGGAUUUGACGUCGGAUAUCAGUCUAGUUAUGUAGCGAUAGCGAGGCAAGGAGGUAUUGAAACUGUGGCUAAUGAAUACAGCGACAGACGUACACCAUCUUUUGUUACGUUUGAAGACAAACAACGAGCUAUGGGUACAAGUGCAAACAGUAAAAUGUUGUCUAACAUCAACAAUACUGUAUGGGGUUUUACUAGGUUAUUGGGAAGAAAAUUUAAAGAUGAACAGAUUGCGAUAGAAAAACUCUAUCACCCAUACCAAAUUGUUGAAAAAGAAAACGGUGAUUUGGCCAUAAGAGUUCAAUAUCUAAAUGAAGAAGUUGACUUUACAUCUGAACAAAUAACAGCGAUGUUAUUAACAAAAUUAAAAGAAAUAGCUGAGGCAAACUUAAGAACUAAAGUCGUAGAUUGCGUCAUAUCUGUACCUUGCUUCUUUACUGAUAUUGAAAGACGAGCCAUGAUAGAUGCUUCUCGAAUUGCUGGAUUAAAUUGUCUUAGAAUUAUGAAUGCUACAACCGCUACAGCUUUAGCUUAUGGCAUAUAUAAAACUGAUUUGCCGGAAGAAAAAGAAAAACCUAGGAACGUUGUUUUUGUCGACUUCGGUCAUUCGUCUUUGCAAAUUGCUGCCGUUGCAUUUAACAAGGGAAAGCUAAAGGUUCUAGCAACAAGUGUUGAUCCAAAUUUAGGUGGUAGAAACUUCGACAAGAUGCUAACAGAGCACUUUUCUGAUGAAUUCAUGAACAAAUACAAGGUGAAUGCUCGCUCCAAACCGAAGGCCUACUUCAGGUUGAUGCAGGAAUGUGAAAAGAAAUUGAAAAAGUUAAUGUCUUCAAACACCACCGAAAUUCCAUUAAAUAUUGAGUGCUUCAUGAACGAUACAGAUGUUUCAGGAAGAAUGAAGAGAGAAGACUUUGAGAAGAGGGGAGCAGAGUUAUUUAAAAGAAUUGAGAUUUGUAUGACAGGCAUUUUGGCAAAUUCAGGCUUACAAUUAGAUGAAAUUGAUUCCGUUGAGAUUGUUGGUGGAAGUUCAAGAAUCCCUGCAUUUAAACAAUUAGUAUUGGAUGUAUUUGGUAAGACUCCAAGCACAACGCUUAAUGCUGAUGAGUCUGUUGCUAGAGGAUGCGCCCUUCAAUGUGCAAUCCUUUCCCCAACUUUCAGAGUCAGAGAUUUUAGCAUUUCUGAUUGUCAGCCAUAUUCUAUAAAACUGAAAUGGGCACCUUGCGAGCAAAAUGAGGAAGCUGAAAUGGAAGCUUUCACAAAAUUUUCCGCCUAUCCUCAAUCUAAGAUGCUUACAUUCUACAAAAAGGAACCAUUCGAACUAGAAGCCUUCUACAAUGAAAAGGAUAAUGUGCCACACCCGAAUAAAUUUAUAGGAAGAUUUAAAAUAGACAAAGUUUACCCAAAUCCCGAGGGUGGUAACUCUAAAAUCAAGUUUAAGAUCAAACUCUUAGGACAUGGUACAUUCGACAUUAUGUCAGCUAGCUUGUUGGAAAAAGUAGAAGUUGUUGUUGAAGAAAAAGAAGAGAAGAAAACUGAAGAAAAGCAAGAAGCGAAAAAAGAGGAACCCAUGGAAGUUGAAACUGGUACCGAGGCGCCAGCUGAUAAAAAGGACGAAAAGCCAAGUGAAGAACAACAGCCACAGCCAACUCCAGAUGCUGAACCCAUGCAAGCUGAAACCACUACCGAACCAGAGGCAGAAAAAAAGACUAAGACGAAGGUGAAGGUGAAGAGUAUAGAUCUUCCCAUUUUGUCAAACAUCCCAUCUCUGGGUGAAAGUGGUGUAAAUAAGUUGAUGGAAAAGGAGUUUCAAAUGAUAGCCAACGAUAAACUUGAACAAGAAAGAGCAGCCUCGAAAAAUUCUGUUGAAGAAUACGUCUACGAACUUAGAAACAAGCUUUGUACUGAGUACGAAGACUUUAUUAAAUCUGACGAUCUGGAUAACAUUAACAGCUUACUCUCAAAGACAGAAGACUGGCUAUACGAAGAAGGCGAAGAUGAGAAAAAACAAGUUUACAUAGACAAAUUAGCGGAAUUAAAGAAACAUGGAGCCCCAGUAGCGGAAAGAUAUACAGAAUUUUCACUACGUCCAGAAAUUAUCAAACAAUUCGGUGGUACCCUACAACAAACACGUAAGGUCAUUGAAAUGUGGGAACAGAAAGACGAAAAGUACAACCAUCUAACAGAUGAUGAGAUCAAAAAAGUUCAAAAAGCUAUUGAUGAGAAACAAACUUGGUUGGAUCAACAAAUUGGACUAUGCAAUACCACACCAAAAAAUGAAAAUCCGCCAGUCACAUGUGCGAAGUUCAGAUCCGAAAAACAGGCUUUUGAAACGACUGUUUCGCCUAUUCUGAAUAAACCGAAACCUAAAGUUGAACCCCCAGCGGAACAAAAGGAGAAAAAAGCAGCUCCAGAAGCUGAACCACAAAAAGAGGCUGAAGAGAAACCAGCUGAGUCACAGCCAGAGAUGGAUGUUGAUUAAACGUAAUUACUUAGUUAAGUUGGAGAUCUAGUGUAAAAAGGAAAUUUCGAUUUGUAAUAUUCAUUAUGUAAAACUUUACGAAAGCCAAAGAUAUCAAGCCUCUUAUCUUGAAGAUGUAAAAAGUUUGAUUUUCUUUUUCCAAUACACACUUUUAGCAAAAAUUUCUGAUAGCAGCAGUUUCUUGCUAGAUUGUAAAAUAUAUUUAUCUGAAGAAUAGUUUUCAAUACACUUUAUUAUUCUUAAUACUG
Messenger RNA from Dimorphilus gyrociliatus, 2950 nucleotides. Lineage: Eukaryota; Metazoa; Annelida; Polychaeta; Dinophilidae. The record is from the annotation of a GenBank genome assembly.